AUGGCUCCUCCCAAACCACCCAACCCACCCAACAAAGAAAUUAUUGAUGAGGCCAUUGCAACAGCUGUGCAAACCUCACGCCUCCACCUUGAUGCUGCCAUACAGGAAACGCAGCAGCAACUGGAUGAGCGUUUCCACAUGACUCAUGAUGAGCUACAGCAACUCCGCUCCCGUAUGGAUCAUGAAUCCUCUCUUGACACUCAGCGGUAUGACUCUCUCGUGGCACUGUUACAGUCGCUGCAGAUUCCACGUGAAGUUCUUUCUGUUUCUGCUCAAUCUGAGGUCACUCCAUCAGGUAUGACUCAUCACCCUUCUUCCCCUUCACCAUCAUUCUCACAACCUGUUACCCUAAUGACUACCCCUGUUCAUACUCCCAUUCACUAUUCUGCCCCCCUUUCUUUUGCCCCAACCCAUACCUCUAUUCCACAUCUCCCACCCCAUCUCACAGCAGCCCCGCCGCCACCCCCUUUUCCUCCUUACUCCUCUUUCAUUCCGCCACCCUCCCCCUUCCUCACAACCCAGCCCCCACAGCUUCCUUUUACCCCCCAAACCCCAUACCCACAACUAAACCAAAUUCCCCCUUUACCAAAUUUUAGAUCCCCUAAGCUUGAGCUUGCUCCUUUUGAUGGAACAAACCCAUUAGAAUGGUUAUUUCAAGCUGAUCAAUAUUUUGGUUUUUACAACUUACCACCAGAACAUAGAUUAGCCAUGAUUUCAUUUUAUUUAAAGGGUGAUGCAUUGGGUUGGUUUAAAUGA
Vicia villosa (hairy vetch) is the source of this 756-nucleotide messenger RNA. RefSeq names its product leucine-rich repeat extensin-like protein 5. The record is from RefSeq and is a predicted model, not a curated record. NCBI's taxonomy places the organism in Eukaryota, Viridiplantae, Streptophyta, Magnoliopsida, Fabales, Fabaceae. The transcript has a single exon. Bases 1 to 756 code for a protein of 251 amino acids.